Messenger RNA from Phytophthora nicotianae INRA-310, 957 nucleotides. RefSeq lists its product as hypothetical. NCBI's taxonomy places the organism in Eukaryota, Oomycota, Peronosporomycetes, Peronosporales, Peronosporaceae. The transcript has a single exon. The coding region runs from base 34 to 852 and encodes 272 amino acids. The record is from RefSeq and is a predicted model, not a curated record. Gene Ontology annotation, molecular function: cysteine-type deubiquitinase activity.
CAUCAGGUACCCAACAUCACGUUCUUCAUUCUCAUGGCACCGUCGCUAUCUUCUCGUCCCGCGUCUCCAAGCGAUGAUGAGUCCGUGGACCUGGAAUGCGGUCUCGCGUCCAGUCAACACCCUCUCACACGCCGUCAGAUGGAGCGCGACCUCGUCCUCAUCUUUGACUCGCGGGAACUUCGCCGCCAUGAGGCCUGGUUCCUUGUGGAGACCAAGUGGCUCGACGCUUGGAUGAGCUACGUCCUGGGCGACGAUGAUGACGCAGACGCACCGAAAAGACCGGGACCUUUGAAAAACGAUACUCUCUUCGACCGCGAGGAGUUCCGUGUACGGGAUAAUCUUAUACAGACAAAGGACUAUCGGGGUGUCAACCCGCAGGUCUACGCGCUCUACGCAGAGCUUUACGGGACGGACGAUGCUAAACCUAUUGCACGCUGGACACUGGACUUAUACGCAACGCCUGUCAUGAUCGACGACGUGCGGGAAAUGUUACACGUCCCGGGACUGAAGGCGCGUUCCUUAGUGACGGAGAUGAACGAGGAGCUACAGAGUCACGAGAAGGGGCUUGAAGGACUGAAGACUCGAGAAGAAGACAAAGAGAGCUGGACGUACAGAUGUUUGUGUCGCUGUGAGUUCUUGGUCCCAUGUCUGAACCGUUUGCUGGGAGGCGGCCCAACGUACAAGAAGGAGAAAGAGACGAGCUGGGGCGACUAUUUCAGUUGCUGUAAGAGAAAGAGGAGGAGAGUGAAGAAGAGCAAUAAACGGAAGAAGAGUAAGGAAAGUAGACAAGAGGAAGAGACGAGUAGUGAGGAGACGAGCAGUGAUGAGGAGACCCACGGAUUAUUGGGAUGAUGGUCUCAAUUUCUAGGUUUUGGGUGGUUUUUAUGAAGAGAGAGAUGAAUAGAUGCUCUUAUUGUCGACGUUCUUCGUCGAGUUUCUGUAGAGGUUACUGUAGAG